This is a messenger RNA of Necator americanus (New World hookworm), 207 nucleotides long. RefSeq lists its product as uncharacterized. Bases 1 to 207 code for a protein of 68 amino acids. The record is from RefSeq and is a predicted model, not a curated record. Lineage: Eukaryota; Metazoa; Nematoda; Chromadorea; Rhabditida; Ancylostomatidae. The transcript has 4 exons.
AUGGGCGGAUCGAUAAUGGGAGGCCACUCCUAUAAAAGAGUAGGCCAACGGUCGGUGUGUGUCAUUCGCCUGCUUCGCCUUCCCGAUUGCUGUGGUCGUGAAGUGUGGUUCGUCGUCAUUCAAAGGAGGAUUCGAACCGCCGAUCAGAGGUGUUCUCUGACUAUAUCUGUCCUACGUAUUAUUGUGCCACGUAGGAGAAUAAGGUGA